Molecule: messenger RNA, 1146 nt
Organism: Helianthus annuus (common sunflower)
Lineage: Eukaryota; Viridiplantae; Streptophyta; Magnoliopsida; Asterales; Asteraceae
Exons: 7
Coding region: 70-1002 (310 amino acids)
Cellular component (GO): mitochondrion
Molecular function (GO): protein-containing complex binding
Source: RefSeq, a predicted model, not a curated record
GUAACCCAACAAAAACAAAUAGAAGUCUGGUUGUGGUGGUAUUGAAAAGAACACGAAGAAGAACAGAAGAUGUCUUCAUCGCUAUCGUACGCUGCUACCAUUUCCAGACCCUCUUCUUCUUCUCCAUCUCUUCCUUCAACCGCUCUCUUUCCCUCUGCUUUCCCUUCGCAUUUCUCACACUCCAUUUCUCACACCAAUCGCAGAUUUUCGAGGUUUGGUGUCAAGUGCAGCUAUGCUGAUGCAGGCGUAAAGGACACCAAUUCUUUCACUAUAGACGUUGAAGCUAAUAUUAAGGCUGAGAGGCUUGUAGUGUUGGGAGGCAGUGGCUUUGUUGGUUCGGCUAUAUGCAAGGCUGCAGUAUCAAGGGGUAUUGAAGUCAUAAGCCUAAGCAGGUCAGGGCGUCCGAGUUCUUUGGAUUCAUGGGAAGAUCAAGUAAGUUGGAUCACAGGAGACGUUUUCUAUGUAAAUUGGGAUGAAGUACUUCCAGGUGCUACCGCAGUGAUUUCAACGAUAGGAGGUUUCGGUAGCGAGGAACAAAUGCAACGAAUUAACGGCGAGGCAAAUGUCGUUGCGGUAAAUGCUGCCAAGGAAUAUGGAAUUCCAAAGUUCGUUUUGAUCUCGGUGCACGACUAUAACUUACCGUCAUUUUUACUUACGUCUGGAUAUUUCACCGGAAAAAGAAAAGCCGAAUCAGAAGUUCUCUCCAAAUACCCCAGUUCUGGUGUAGUCUUAAGACCUGGAUUUAUAUACGGGAAAAGAAAGGUCGGUGAAUUUGAGAUCCCGCUUGAUUUAAUAGGCGAACCGGUGGAAAAACUUCUUGAAGCAACCUCAAGCUUCACCAAACCGUUGAAUGCUCUACCGGGGUCGGAUCUGAUAUUCGCGCCGCCUGUUAGUGUGGAUGACGUGGCACUAGCCGCGGUAAACGCGGUCAAAGAUGAUGAUUGCUUUGGGGUUUUUACAAUCAACCAAAUUAAGGAAGCUGCAGCUGGGGUUAAAGUGUGAGGUUGUGUCACAAGUUAUGGAUAUAGUACAUGUAUAAAUAAUUAAACAUGUAUAUAUUGCAUCAUGUUGUAAGAAGCUGUAACUAAUAGCUAUUUGAAGAAAUGCAAUACAAACAUGCAAUGCAAUGCAAUGAAUUGGGAAUUA